AAGAGAUUGUGGCUCACAGCAGCAAUGUAUCCUCACUAGUCCUGGGAAAAAAUUCGGGCCGGCUGCUGGCAACUGGAGGAGAUGACUGUCGGGUCAACAUAUGGUCAGUUAACAAGCCCAACUGCAUCAUGAGCUUGACAGACCAUACAACGCCCAUUGAGAGCCUACAGAUGAAUAUGAGCGAGGAACUCAUUGUUGCAGGGUGCCAGUCAGGGUCCAUUAGAGUUUGGGACCUGGAAGCUGCCAAAAUUCUUCGUACCUUACUUGGUCAUAAAGCAAGUAUCUGCAGCCUUGAUUUCCAUCCUUUUGGAAACUUUGUGGCAUCUGGCUCUUUGGACGCAAACAUUAAGCUCUGGGAUGUAAGAAGAAAAGGCUGUGUCUUCAGGUACAAGGAUCACACAGAAGCAGUUCGAUGUCUCCGCUUUAGCCCUGAUGGGAAAUGGUUAGCCUCUGCUGCUGAUGAUCACACUGUAAAGCUAUGGGAUCUGGCUGCUGGGAAGAUAAUAUUUGAGUUUGCAGGACAUACUGGCCCGGUAAACAUUGUUGAAUUCCAUCCCAGUGAAUAUCUUUUGGCUUCUGGCAGCUCUGACAGGACUGUUCGGUUCUGGGACUUGGAGAAGUUUCAAGUUGUGAGCUGUAUUGAAGGGGAGGCUACUCCUGUCAGGUGUGUGCUCUUCGACCCAGAUGGCUGCUGCUUGUAUGGUGGCUUCCAGGAUUCACUGCGUGUGUAUGGCUGGGAGCCAGAGCGCUGCUUUGAUGUGGUCUUGGUGAACUGGGGAAAAGUAGCUGACUUGUCUAUCUGCAACAACCAGCUGAUCGGAGUUUCCUUUGCCAAAAGCAUAGUGUCUUCCUUCGUUGUGGAUCUCAGCAGAGUCACCAAGUCGGAUUCUGUUCCUCAUGGGCUGAUCAGGGACAACAAGCCUCUUGUGCCACCUACCCCCACUGGGUCCUCCCUUCGCCACAUCUAUGACAGGCCCUCAACUAGCUGCAACAAGCCACAAAGCAGAGUGAAGCACAUCUCGGAGAGUGAGAGGCGCAGUUCCAGCAGUGAAGAUGACCGGGAUGAGAAGGAAUCAAAGGCUGAGAUCCAGAACCCAGAGGAUUACAAAGAGAUCUUCCAGCCCAAGAACACUCUCAGUCGAACUUGUCCUCAAAAUAAUGAGCCCUUUCCCGCACCUCCUGAGGAUGAGCCCGUAACUGCAAAGGAAGCAGUGAAACCCAGCCAAGCUGAGGAUGUCCAGAGCCUGUUGCCAAAGCAAGAACCUCCUGAUCCGGUUCAGAGGCCACCGAUUGCCUCCUCAACUCCUUCGACCAGAGCAGAGCCGUCGGUGAUUCCUGCAGCCAGGAAUGAGCCCAUUGGCCUGAAGGCCUCUGACUUUCUACCAGCUGUGAAAAACCAAAGCCAGACCGAGCUCACGGAUGAGGAAGCCAUCUCCCAGAUCAGGAAAGGCCACGAGACCAUGUGUGCGGUGCUCGCCAGGCGCCACAAGAAUCUGGAGACCCUGCGGGUUAUAUGGAACACCGGUGACAUCAAGAAAGCUCUGGACUCUGCGGUGGCGUUCAACGAUCUGUCUGUUGUUGUGGACGUCUUGAAUAUUCUCAACCAAAAAGUGCCUCUCUGGAAGCUGGAUUUGUGUCCUAUAGUCCUGCCACAGAUAGAGAAACUACUCCAAAGUAAAUACGAAAGUUACAUGCAGACUGGAUGCACCUCCCUGAAACUCAUUCUCCAGAGAUUCCUGCCUCUGAUCACAGACAUCCUCGCUGCACCACCUUCUGUCGGAGUGGACAUCACCAGAGAGGAGAGGCUCCAGAAAUGCAAGCUGUGCUACGAUCAACUGAAAAACAUCAGCAACGUCGUCAAGAACAAAUCUGAGCUCAGAGGUCGCCAUGGUAGUGCCUUUCGGGAACUGCGUCUCCUCAUGGCUGCCCUGGAGUGA
Messenger RNA from Cariama cristata (Red-legged seriema), 1937 nucleotides. It is a transcript of the gene KATNB1, whose product is annotated as katanin p80 (WD repeat containing) subunit B 1. The record is from RefSeq and is a predicted model, not a curated record. The annotation marks the transcript as partial. Gene Ontology annotation, biological process: microtubule depolymerization; microtubule severing. Gene Ontology annotation, cellular component: katanin complex. Gene Ontology annotation, molecular function: microtubule binding. Lineage: Eukaryota; Metazoa; Chordata; Aves; Cariamiformes; Cariamidae. The transcript has 18 exons.